Messenger RNA from Neospora caninum, 789 nucleotides. RefSeq names its product putative deoxyribose-phosphate aldolase. Lineage: Eukaryota; Apicomplexa; Conoidasida; Eucoccidiorida; Sarcocystidae. The record is from RefSeq and is a predicted model, not a curated record. Gene Ontology annotation, cellular component: cytoplasm. Gene Ontology annotation, molecular function: deoxyribose-phosphate aldolase activity. Bases 1 to 789 code for a protein of 262 amino acids. The transcript is spliced from 2 exons. Gene Ontology annotation, biological process: deoxyribonucleotide catabolic process; carbohydrate catabolic process.
AUGGAUGCACAGCAGCGAGCCUGUCGGGCGUACGUUGCGCGCCGUGUGAUUUCCCUCACAGAUGCGACAGACCUUUCUGAAGGAUCAACACAACAAUCUGUUACUAAGCUUUGUGAGGAUGCGCUGAGGGUCCCUCGCGCCGCCGCCGUGUGUGUAUGGCCGUGGGCAGUCAAGUUCAUCAAAUACGGGCUUCCCAGUCGCCUGCCAGAGGCUGCGCAACUAACAGUUGCCACGGUACUGAAUUUUCCAACGGGCAAAGGCAAUGUCGAGACCGUGACAGCCGAGGCAAUCCAGGUCAUCAGCGACGGGGCCGAUGAAUUGGAUCUUGUAGUAGACUGGGAACUCCUGAACCGCGAUGCUAAAGCCGGCGAGACGGCACUCAGGGCUCUCGUUACUGCAGUCCGCCAGGUUUCGGGUACGGCAUUGCUUAAAGUCAUUCUAGAGACGGGAAUGCUCUGUAGUGAUGUCCCUGAUCUGGUCUUCCGCGCGAGCAUGGCUGCGUUGGAGAGUGGCGCAGAUAUGCUAAAGACAUCGACAGGAAAGGUCGCCGUAAAUGCAACCCUGCCCGCAGUAAGGGAUAUGUGUCAUGCUAUCAAGAAGUAUCAGGCUUUGCAUACAGAUAGCAGGAUUGUUGGCAUCAAAAUAGCGGGAGGAGUGAAAUCUCUCGACGUAGCUGCACAGUAUUUGAGUCUAGUCACUGAUGAGCUCGGCGCCGACUUCAUCACGAAGAAGACGUUUCGCAUUGGUGCAUCUUCUCUUCUUGCAGUGGCGCGGGAAUGCGUUGUGUAG